Molecule: messenger RNA, 6713 nt
Organism: Alligator sinensis (Chinese alligator)
Lineage: Eukaryota; Metazoa; Chordata; Crocodylia; Alligatoridae
Gene: SH2B2
Product: SH2B adaptor protein 2
Exons: 11
Coding region: 653-2680 (675 amino acids)
Biological process (GO): intracellular signal transduction; antigen receptor-mediated signaling pathway
Cellular component (GO): plasma membrane
Molecular function (GO): transmembrane receptor protein tyrosine kinase adaptor activity
Source: RefSeq, a predicted model, not a curated record
CUGCCCCAAAGACCUUGCAGCUUAAACGGCAGAGAAACAGGUGAAGUAGCUUGCUCAAGCCACUCCAGCCGGCUGUGAUGCGAGGAGGCAUUGAACCUGGAACUUUGGUGUUGCAGCCCCCUGCCUGGACCACGAUACCUGCCUUCCUCCCAGGGGGGUCUUUGUCAGCUGGAUACAGAACUGCUGUCCCCACACCCUAACUAAUGAGCCAGCUCUACUGUUGCUCAGCAAUGAGCUCUGUGCCUUUUGUGAAGAUUUGCGACUACAUCACAGAGGUUUCUGCCUCUCUUCUUGCUGCAUCAGCUUGAAAGGUUACCUCCGGUCACAGAAGAAGCCUGACACUCAAUAGCUCCUGUUUCCACUGUAAACUUGAUCACUGCAGGGCAUUUUGAAAGAACCCUUCAUUGGUGAUGGGAAGUGGCCACUCUCAUUCUUGCUGUCUAUCUCUGAAGAAGACUGCAGUGAAAGGACUUUGCCUUCUUCCAUAGUCCACACUGACUUUGUAGCAGAUGCCAUCACUAUUUGAGAGACUGAAGUGAGGUGAUCAUCAGGGGAGCAAUAUGGUUGUACUAUCCAUAGGUUUACACGUUCUUUGUACACUGUGGCCUGCUGUAGGGACUUAAGGUUUGCUGGUAGGUGGAAUGGGACAGUCAUGAAUGGUGAUGCCCUUUGCCAAGAAUCUUCCUCCCAGCUUCCUGACUGGAGGGAAUUCUGUGAGCUCCAUGCCCAGGCGGCUGCAGUGGACUUUGCUCAGAAGUUCUGCCAGUUCCUGAAGGAGAAUCCCCACUACGACACCCCCGGGGCCGAGACCUCCUUUUCCCACCACUUUGCUGCCAAUUUCUUGGACAUCUUCAGCUUGGAGGUCAGCAGGGUGUUUGUGUCCGACUCCCCGACCAAAUACAACAUCGUGCCCUUUGUGGGGCUGCAGAACUGCCACAUGCCUUAUGGGAGAGACAUCAUACAGAGGAAAGAGGAGACCUCCACAGAAUCCUUGGACAGCAUGGACAACCCAGUCAGCUCCAGCAGGUAUCUGAGCCAGUCACAGCAGGCUCAGGCACACAAAGUUUCUUCCUAUGGCCACUCUCGCAGCUCAGAGGACGUGUCUGUACAUGCUACCUCCAAGCCAAAGUUCAAGAAAGGCUUCUCCUUGAGGAACAUGAGCUUGUGUGUGGUGGAUGGUAUGAAGGAGAUGUGGCACAGGAAAUCUUCUCCAGAGCCAGGCAUAGAGGCUACACAGAGCAGCAGGAGGUCAGACAAAGAGCACUGCCCUUCUGGGAACAAGGAGCAUAACGACACCAGGGAGAGAUGGACGCACAAGCUGCGGCUGUCGAAAGUGCAAUCUUCCAAGGUGGAAUUGGUGGACAUUCAGAGGGAGGGCACCCUCCGCUACAUGGUUGCAGAUGACACGAACUGCGUGGGUAGCUCUCAGUGGCAGAAGUGUCGGCUGAUGUUAAGGAAAGCGGUGAAGAUGGAGGGGGAGAGGUUCUUGCUGGAGUUCUACGUACCGCCAAAGGCUUCGAAGCCGAAGGUCAGCAUCCCGCUUUCAGCCAUCAUCGAAGUCCGGACGACAAUGCCUCUAGAAAUGCCAGACAAAGACAACACUUUUGUCCUGAAGGUGGAAAAUGGUGCUGAAUAUAUCUUGGAAACCAUUGACUCCCUCCAGAAACACUCCUGGGUCGCAGAUAUACAGGACUGCAUUGAUCCUGGGGACAGCGGAGAUGAUAUUGAACUUGCCUCCUGUGCCCAGGGAGCCUGUCUGCCAGGCAGGAUGUCCUCCUGCAGCUGUGAAUUUCUGUCUGAUGACAUGCACAGGCCUCCAGACAGAUGUACCAUGCCUCCCCUCCACAAUGCUGCCCCACCUGCUGCCACAGCCACCAUCAUCUCAGGACCACACAGCAGGGUCAGGGACUCCUCAGGGGAGCAUCUGACUCACGUUCCACUGGAGAACUUCCUGCAGACUCUGGAGUCGCCAGCCACCAGCAGUCAUCUAGCAGGUGAUGAAAGUGAGACAGAAGUGGAAAUCAACCUCUCUGAUUUCCCCUGGUUCCAUGGGACACUGUCACGGAUUAAAGCUGCCCAGCUGGUGCUCUUCGGGGGUGCCAGGAGCCACGGUCUGUUUGUCAUUCGGCAGAGUGAGACUCGCCCGGGCGAGUACGUGCUGACCUUUAACUUCCAGGGAAAAGCAAAGCAUCUACGGCUCUCCCUGAAUGAGAACGGCCAAUGCCACGUCCAGCACCUCUGGUUCCAGACCAUUUUCGACAUGCUGCGGCACUUCCACACUCACCCCAUCCCCUUGGAGUCCGGCGGUUCCGCUGACAUUACUCUCCGCAGCUACGUGGUGGCACAGAGCCCCCUGCCUGAGACUGGCCCCUCCCAGGCCAUUGCUUCUCAGCAGCCCAGCUGCAGGCAUGACCUCCCAUCCCAACACUACUUCUCCAGCUUUGUGCCAGGCGCCUUCCAGCCUGCAUCCCCCUCAGAGGGUGCUAUUGCCUCUUCCUCCUCCUCUUCCUCCAGCCACCCAUCGUACCACCGGAUGGAGGGGACCUUGAACACCCGGAGCCGCAGCAACAGUGUCGAGCGCCUGCUGGAGUCGCCCAGCGUGAGCACAGAGGACUAUCAUGAGAGCGAUGGCUCGCGCAACAGGACCAGGGCGGUUGAGAAUCAAUAUUCUUUCUAUUGAACACUUGUGGACUGGAGUCAAAGCCUCUGUUUGCGGUUUUUUCCCAUGGAGCCACUGCUUGUGGGAAUGCUCAUGCUGUUAGCAAUGAGCUGGCCUCCUUGGCUCUCUCUCCAAUGUCUCCCCCACAGUGGAUGUUUACAUAUCGUCAAGGCCCAAAGCCUUGGGCCAGCCCCAUUCUGGACCUCCUCUCUGGUGUUCCCCUUGCCUUAGAGUCUGACUUGCCUCAACUGGGACCGUCAGAGUCUCCAGCUCCUUCCGCCACCAGCAACAGACAGAGGCCAUUCUCUCCUUUCUUGUGUGCGCUGAGAUAUGGGUGACAUGCAACCGCCAGCAACUGUGGAAGCUCACUGCUGCUGAAUCUCACCGUGUCGGAGACCCCUACCAAACACCUGCACUGCUUCAUUGUGCUUGAAACCUGGAUGGCUGAAGAUAUCAGUGCCAUUAUGGAGCCUGUUUUAGGGCCAUCAUUGCCCUCCAAGAGCUCUUGACUGCUUGUGCUGUAUGCCCCUUUCUUCCUGGCCAGGGUGGCUCCUCCACCAAUCCGACUGAGACAUUCCCCUUUCCAUUUGAGUCUAGUAACUGCAAUGAUUCUCCUGGAAUAGGACUUUAUGGCUUUGAUUUAUACUGCUCUUGCUUUGUGCUCUCUAUGGCUGAUGCGCCUACAUGGGUCUCCAUGAUAGAUAGAGACAUGUUCCCACUGCAGCCUAGGUCACCUCAAACCAUUACUUCUCUUCGGGGAUGGUUACCUUGAAUUCUGCAAACAAACCACUGCAGGGCAGUAAUGGCUUAAAGUGGCCUUGUGAGUGACACCUCUCUCUGAGCCAACUAGCAGAGAACACCCACCCACACACUCCUCAGAGCCAUGAUGGAAAGGCCCUGCCAGACUAGCUAGCCCCAGUCUGUUGCUAUGGCAGGAGUGUCCACUGCAGAGAACUUAACUGAAGAACUGACCCAUUCCUUUUCCUCCUUAGUUUUAAGUCUCCAGUCACUUGCAAGGCAUGAUACUGUCAUCCUGCCCUUGCCAUCUCUUAGGGCAGUCAUCUUGAGGGCACCACUGAGAAGCACAGCCCUGCUCACCCACCCCUGGUUGGCACAUGCCAAACCGGGGAAUGGGACAGUGAGGCUAUCUCACAGGAUGGAGAUGGAGAGCUCAAGAAUGAUAGUGGGGGCAUUCCCAGAGCAGCUUACUUGCCUCAUUCCUGGGUUCAGUGCACAUAGAGUAGGUGGCAGGGCUGCGCUUCUCUACAGCAUUCUCUAGAGCACCAUGGAAACAGUAUGGAUGUGUAUCCUUCACUGGCUUAAAUCCAUGUGGCCUGUUGAUACAGAAUUUUCCCUCGGUCCCUUUCAGGCUACUGAUGAUGAUUUUUUUGCUGCUCUUUUGUGGACUCCCUCCAAGCUGGCCAUCAGUUUCCUGGUAACACCAGUGUGAGUGCCAGUGUGCAUGUGUCUCAUUGAUGUUUGUACACCCAUAUGGAAGUCCCUGGCUGCAUCCCAAUCCUAGCUCUUGGCUCUCCAUUCUACUCUCCUUGCUAGCAGGAGCCCACUCUAAGUGCACUGUCUGAGUGAGGUGGCUGCUUUUAAAUACCCCAGCUUUUAAGGACAAAUCUCUUUGUGGGGGUUUUGUUUGUUUGGUUUUUAAAUCUCCUUAGCCCCCAAGUGGCAAGUGUAGCUACUAAUUUUGGGUACUUAAUUUAUUAUAUCACCUACUGGCAACACCCCUGGAGCCUCAUUUUUGGAGGUAUGAAAAUGAAGGCAUCCAAAGCCAGUGCUUGCUUUUAAAAAUGCUGUCCAUGACACCUAAUUGCCUGAGGAGAGAGAACCAGAGAGAGGAGAGGCCUGUUCCCUGCUGCAUCUAAAGACAGACCAACUGAGGGGCACAAUGAAUAUGGGUUGUUCACACUGGAAGUUGAGUAACAUUCCUCCCUGAGUGUCUGUCCAAGGCAGCAUAUAAGACCUGUCUGGGCCACAUAUAUUUUGUACUGCUAUAACUACAGGAAACCCUCACUAUUCGUGGGUUCGGCAUUCAGGGUUUCAAAUAUUUGCGAAUGCUUAACCCACUUCUUAAAUACACUUAAGGGAGCUCCUUGGAAGCUGUGUGCCUGCUGCUGCCAGGCUCCCAUCGCUGCUGCGCUCCCACCGUUGCCAGAGCAGCCAUGCCCCUGCUCCCCCAGCUGCUGGGGGUACCGAGUUCAUGAACGCAGAUGGCGUUCAUGAACUCAGUGCCUUAUUUGUGGAUUUCACCAUUCGUGGGGGAUAUGAGAACAUAUCCCCUGCGGAUGGCGAGGGUCACCUAUAUAUGGGAAAGGGGGGUAAUUUUGUAGUUCAAUUGGAGUAGCUGGACAAGAACAACCCCUAGUGUAGUUCAGUAAAAUGUGGCUUUUACUGGUAGAAUGAUUCCUAUUUGGGAAGGGCAAUAAGCCAAAUCGGUAUAAGGCCUCUUUAUACCAGCAGCCCUGCAUCCACACCCUAAGGCCAGACCCUUCUGCCAUCAUAGCUCUGUCAGUCAGGUGUGCAAAAAGGAGUGAUUCUUGACUGACACAGCAGAAGCCCCAAGUGUCACUGUAGUUAUGCUAGCGAAACAACACUUAUAGCAGUAUAGUUUGUUCUGUGUAUGUGUGCGAGGGGUAGUUGUACUGUAUCUGUGUAGAGUACAACUCUGUUGGGAUGAGCUGUGUCCAUAUGAGGAGCACUUGGUGCAUGAAUAUUCUGCACUGGUAAAUCCCCUCUUUGGCUUUAGUUAUGUAACAGUCAUUGCUGUGAUCACCUGAGUCUUUCCCCAGCUUCUUGGGUGGGUUCUGCAGCCAGCAGCAAGCCCUGUGCUACAAUAGUGCUGCUGCUGGUAGUACCCAAGCUGACUAAUGGAAAGCUAGCACAGCUUGGCCUACAUGAGUAGCAACCACAAUAGACUGCAGCAUAGACAUAGUAUGAGGUUUAUGCCUCAACAAAACCAGAGCUCCACAUCAAGGCCCUCAAGUAAAGGCUUGCUUGCUUUCUUUGCUUUCUUUUUUUUUGGUGUGUGUGCCUUCUUUCAUGAGCCAAGAGCAUGUCCCCUCAUCUUUUCCCUUAGUUCCACCUCUCCCACCUUUGUAAAGGCCAAGGAGGUGGCUUCUGAGCCAGCUGCCUGCCUUCUGAGCCACAAGGGUUGUGCUUCUGAAGCAUGGCAGGUUGGCAUGCCAUGCAGACACCCCUGCCCCAGAACACCCAAGUGUUGCCUGUCCACUGGUGCCUGCAGCUGCUCCUGCUGUCAGAAUUCAGAGGGGACACUGGAGGUGGUUUUUUAUUUGAUUUGGGUUUUUGUUUUUAAUUGUGCAUCACAACUGCCCAGCCUGGGAAUGAGCGAUUUAUAUGAAGAAGUGUGUGCAAUAUCCAGAAGCGUGGUACUGUGUGCUACAAGGAGAGGCAGUUUCCUCAGUGAGUGAAUCUGAUAGAGAUCUGCUCUGUAUACACACAAGGAACCGAUUAGGAGUAUCCAGAUAUCGCACAGCCGCUCCCAUAUUGAUCUUGGAAGAGGCUCAGCAGCUCCUGGGAUAGAGGGGAAGUGUUGCUUUGAAGACUUCCCUGUGUUGGCUGCUUUAUUUGCCCCUUUCAGGUCAGCAGGGACAGAGAACGGGGAUAUGAAUGAUCAACAAGCAAAACUGUUAAUUUGUAAAUAUGGAAAGAUCUGGAGAAGUCUAAUGUUCUGUAGAAUAAAUUAAUUUUAUUUAAGAAAAAAACCCUGCUUGUAAAACAAAUGGGGAAACUGUUCCAGUUUUGAAAUAAAAGCACUUGAAACAGGACAUGUUGAAAAUGCUACAGGGCUUUCCUGGGCUUGUUAUAAAAACAGAGGUUGUUGCCAUGUCAUGUGUGUGGAGGUGGUAGUUUGUGGUAUAUAGAACAGCAGCACCAAGUAGUGUUAGCCAGGAUGUGCUAGGUGCUGUUCAAGCUUUGGGUGAGAGUCUGUCCUUGCCCCCAAAGAGCUGCCUGCUUAAAUAACAAAGGGUGGGAGGAAAGAAGUAUCCUUAUGCCUGUUUUGUGGGUGGGAACUGAGGCAAAG